This is a messenger RNA of Drosophila hydei, 2391 nucleotides long. It is a transcript of the gene wda, whose product is annotated as TAF5-like RNA polymerase II p300/CBP-associated factor-associated factor 65 kDa subunit 5L. The record is from RefSeq and is a predicted model, not a curated record. The transcript is spliced from 5 exons. The coding region runs from base 92 to 2350 and encodes 752 amino acids. Lineage: Eukaryota; Metazoa; Arthropoda; Insecta; Diptera; Drosophilidae. Gene Ontology annotation, molecular function: RNA polymerase II general transcription initiation factor activity; protein binding.
CACUGCACAGUACUGCACAUAUACACAGCACGGAUGCUUCAGCAAGUUGCAGGAAGGGAUUAGGAUUCGUUUAAGGACCACGAGCGGAAAUAUGAGUUUGCCGAAUGCGAACAACAACAAUCAUGCUUCAUCGCCCAUAUACAGCAAUAAGUCAGUCAUAAAGAAAAGUUCAAAAAGCGAUUUAAUGCGGGCCGCAGUUGGUUUGUUGCUGAAGCAAAAGAAUUAUGUUGGCAACGAGAAGUUUCGCAAAUCAGAUUUCCUUUUAAUGCAAAACAAAAGUCAAUUUGCAGUAAAUAAAAUGCUGGACACUGAUCUCCAUGGUGGCAAUAGUUUCACCUACUCGAAUGUCCAAGUCAUAACAAACAAUCAACAUAUGGUUGACCAGCAAUUUGGACGUUUCUCCCAGUUUGUUGAAGCACAACCGGAACCAUUGCGUUUAGAAAUGAAACGCUUCUAUGCACCGAUGCUCUGCCAUUUGUACCUUGAGCUAUUAAAAGCGCGCGAAUCAAAGAGCGCCGUCGAACUGCUGAAAAAAUAUGCGCAUCUUGUAGCACCGGUCGAUCUGUAUGAUGCACCACUGCCCACCAAGAUAAAUGGCUGCUCGGUGACGAGCGAGUCGCAAUUAUCGGGAGCCAACGACUGUCACAUCCGUUUUGCUAGCGAGGCGCAAAAUACUGGCGACAUGGAACUUGAUCACUUUAUGAAAUUAGUACAAAUAUUAUCGGGCUGCACAAAGCUGGAAACUGCUGAGUCCGACCCAACCGUAGCGCACUUCCGCGCAUCCAAAUACGAAUUGCAUACAACGGCCCAGGUGGUUGACAAAAUUGGCACUUAUUUGCAACGACGCGGCCAUGUGCUGAUUCUGAACCUGAUCUAUACCUGGCUGCACAUUCAUAUUGUGGACAAUGAUCAGCGUGUCUUUACUGAGGAUCACCUAUUGGGAAUAACCGAAGAGCUUGAUGUGAUAGACGGAUUGGAUACCGAUGACAUAACAUCAACACCUAGUAUAACACACAUCACCCGAAACGAGCACAAAUCCAGCAAAUCCAGCGACAAGAGUACUAUUAAGAAGCGUCCUGCCGAGGAGGCAACCGUCAAACUCGAGUUUGAAAUUAAAGCAGAAUGUGGGAAUACUGAGUCAGACCCGAUUCCGGCCGUUGAUAAACAGAAAGUCAACAUUGAUGCCUGUCUCGAUUCAAUGAAAUUUUCAACAUCGCAAAUACUAAAAGCUCAAGUCGAUCUGCCAUGUUUUUAUAGGAUUUGCGAAAGGUCGCGUGGUUUGACUUCGGCCCAUCUGGACAACAACGAAUGCCACAUGCUGGCAGGCUUUGAUAACUCCUCUGUUCAACUGUGGCAACUGAACCAGCAUAGUUGUAAAGGUAAGAGCUUUUACAGACGCUCUCCACACUCAAAUUGCCCUUGGGAGCUCAACAAUUGCACAGACGAUGAGCAGCAGGAACUGGACAGCGAUGAGGAAUCAUGGCCAUGCACUGCAGAGGAGCGUCGCGAACGCCACAAGGCCCUACGCAACAAAUAUCCGGAUAACUCUUUCAACGAGUAUGGUGGAGUGCAAAUACGAGGACACACCAAAGGGGUUACCAAUGUCCGUUUCUCAUCGCAUUAUCCACUCUUCUAUAGUGUUUCCAAGGACUGCACGUUGCGUUGCUGGCGGGCGCAUAACUUUCAAUGUGCAGCCAUUUACCGCAGUCACAACUAUCCCAUCUGGUGUGUGGAUGAGAGUCCUGUUGGACAGUAUGUAGUCACUGGCUCCAAGGAUUUGAGCGCACGAUUGUGGUCCCUGGAGCGCGAACAUGCGCUGAUCAUAUACGCUGGCCACACGCAAGACGUUGAGUGCAUUGCCUUUCAUCCGAAUGGCAAUUACUUAGCCACUGGCUCUGCGGAUCAUUCAGUGCGUCUGUGGUGCGCGACCAGCGGCAAACUAAUGCGCGUCUUUGCUGACUGUCGCCAGGCGGUCACUAGUCUGGCUUUUAGUAACGACGGCAAAAUGCUAGCUGUUGCCGGAGAUGAGUCGAAGGUUCGUAUUUUUGACCUUGCUGCGGGCGCUCAACUGAGUGAGCUAAAGGAUCAUCCGACUAGUGUUAGUUCCCUCGCAUGGGGUGCACACAAUCAGCAACUGGUUACUGCCUGCAUCGAUGGCAGCCUAAGACUGUGGGACGUUAAAAAGCUAGCGCCCAUGAACGAGAGCAGCAGUAGCAGCGGCAGCAACUACUCAUCAUCAACGUCAUCAUCAGCUACAACGAAUCGUCUCUUAACUCUAAAUAGUUCCUGCCAGCGUCUGGUUGAUGUAUUUUAUGGACGCAGUAAAACGCUAUAUUGCAUAGGCACUUAAAGGAUGUCACCGUAAUUAAUGAUAGUUCUUGUUUUUAAAAU